Drosophila grimshawi is the source of this 3438-nucleotide messenger RNA. It is a transcript of the gene sfl, whose product is annotated as bifunctional heparan sulfate N-deacetylase/N-sulfotransferase. The record is from RefSeq and is a predicted model, not a curated record. Gene Ontology annotation, cellular component: Golgi apparatus. The transcript is spliced from 6 exons. NCBI's taxonomy places the organism in Eukaryota, Metazoa, Arthropoda, Insecta, Diptera, Drosophilidae. The coding region runs from base 1 to 3219 and encodes 1072 amino acids. Gene Ontology annotation, molecular function: deacetylase activity; heparan sulfate N-sulfotransferase activity.
AUGACAAUAUCAGCAGCAGCCGCAGCAACAACAACAAUUGGAUUAACAACAUCAACAACAACAACAACAAUACACAACAAUAUUGCAAAUCGCUUGCCAGGCAAAUCGCUGAAAUAUGAAAAACUCAUUAAACAGCCGCAAAUGCAGUCGGGCACGACGAGCGUGACCGGCACCCAAACGGAUGGGGAUGCGGAUGCGAAUGCGGAUGCUGAUGCAUACUCGAAUGGGGAUGUGGAUGCGGAUGGGGAUGGAGACGCAGGCUUCGUCGAUUGCGGCCAUCUCAGCAAGCAUUUCGACAAUGACCAUGCAACGUCCCCCGACCUGCUUGCAACAACAAAUACAACCAUUAUCACAGACCACAGUCCGCUGCUGCCGUUCGAGCACACAUCCAACGGGUUUUUGGCUAGCGGCAUUGUCACGUACAAGGCCAAAACAAAUGGCAGCAACUACGACUUCAACUCUACCUCAUCAGCGACCAUUGGCAGCAGCAGUUCUGGCAAUGGAAAUGGCAGCUCGUCCAUUUCUAAUUCGCUGUGCCAUUGUUGUAAUUUAAUUGCACGCCGCUGCAUUGGCAUCAAUGUACGACGAUGUGUCCUCGCCCUGUUUGCCAUCACCGUGAUUAGCAUUUUCUACUACACGCAUUACGUGGGCACCGAUGUGUUCGAUGGCCUCAUACAGCGCGAUACGCAUCCGGCGCCCAUUGUCAACUGUCGUAUGAUGAACGCAGCUGGGAAACACAUAAGGGAUGCAUCGCCAGCACCAGAUCAUCGGUCGGAGGCGCGUCUACGCAUCGAUCCCAAGGUGCUGGUUUUUGUGGAGACAACGUAUUCGGGUCUGGGGCGGGACAUUGCCGAGCUGCUCGUAUACAAUCGAAUCAAAUACAAAAUCGAAGUAGCUGGCAAAAGUUUGCCGGUGCUGACAAAUCUGGACAAGGGUCGCUAUGGCGUAAUUGUCUUUGAGAAUCUGGACAAGUACCUCAAUAUGGACAAGUGGAAUCGUGAACUGCUGGACAAAUACUGUCGCGAGUACUCCGUGGGCAUUGUGGGCUUUGUCAGUCCCAGCGAGGAGACCCUUGUCGGUGCCCAGCUGCGCGACUUUCCGCUCUUCGUGCACACCAAUCUGCGACUGCGAGAUGCCAGUCUCAAUCCCGGCUCGUCGGUGCUGCGACUGACGCGUGCCGGGGAAACGGCUUGGGGUGCCUUGCCCGGCGAUGAUUGGGCCGUAUUCCAGCACAAUCACAGCACCUAUGAGCCGGUGGAGUGGGCACAGCGCAACACGCAGGAGUAUCCAGCGGAUAGUGUGGGCCAGGUGCAGCUGCCACUGACCACAGUGCUUCAGGAUCGGGGUCAACUGGAUGGCAUACAGCGUGUGUUGUUUGGCAGCAGUCUGCGCUUUUGGUUGCAUCGUUUGGUCUUUCUGGAUGCGCUCAGCUAUCUCAGUCAUGGUCAGCUGAGUCUCAGUUUGGAGCGCAUGAUCCUGGUGGACAUUGACGACAUCUUUGUGGGUGAGAAGAGCACGCGCCUGCGGCCGGACGAUGUGCGUGCUCUGAUUGCCACACAGAAGAUUAUUGCCGGCAUGGUGCCCGGUUUCCGUUUCAAUUUGGGCUUCUCCGGCAAGUAUUAUCACCAUGGCACUCGCGAGGAGAAUCUGGGCGAUGAUUUUCUGCUGCAGAAUGUGCAGGAGUUCAACUGGUUCUCGCACAUGUGGAAGCACCAGCAGCCGCAUCUGUACGACAAUCUCACCAUGCUCACCGCCGAGAUGCAGCUAAAUUUUGCCUUCGCCAAGGAGCAUAAUAUACCCACCAAUUCGGGGUAUUCCAUAUCGCCGCAUCACUCGGGUGUCUAUCCGGCCCAUGAGCUGCUGUAUCUUGCCUGGAAGCAGGUGUGGAACGUGAAGGUCACCUCGACGGAGGAGUAUCCACAUUUGCGACCCGCACGCCUGCGUCAUGGCUUCAUCCAUCGGAACAUUAUGGUACUGCCCAGGCAGACAUGUGGCCUAUUUACCCAUACGAUGUAUAUAGAUCGCUAUCCGGGCGGACGGGACAAACUGGAUGAGUCGAUACAGGGCGGCGAACUGUUCCAGACUAUCGUCUAUAAUCCCAUCAACAUAUUUAUGACGCACAUGUCCAACUAUGGCUCCGAUCGCCUGGCGCUGUACACAUUCCAAUCGGUCAUCAAGUUCCUGCAGUGCUGGACCAAUCUGAAGCUGGCCUCCGCACCGCCCAUUCAAUUGGCCGAAAUGUACUUUCGCCUACAUCCUGAGGAGGUUGAUCCCGUCUGGGGCAAUCCCUGUGACGAUCUGCGUCACAGGAAGAUCUGGUCCAAGAACAAGAACUGUGACUCUCUGCCCAAAUUCCUGGUGAUCGGGCCACAGAAAACGGGCACCACCGCCCUCUACACAUUCCUCUCCAUGCACGGCAGCAUUGCCAGCAAUAUUCCCAGUCCCGACACCUUCGAGGAGGUGCAGUUCUUCAAUGGCAACAACUACUAUCGUGGCCUCGACUGGUACAUGGACUUCUUUCCAGCGGACACGCUGCCCAACACCAGCUCCCCGAUGCCAACCACAGUGGGCUCCCCGCGCUACAUGUUCGAGAAGAGCGCCACCUAUUUCGAUGGCGAGGCGGUGCCAAAGCGGGCUCAUGCCCUGCUCCCCCAUGCCAAAAUCGUCACCAUACUGAUAUCGCCAGCGAAGCGUGCCUAUUCCUGGUAUCAGCAUCAGCGCGCUCAUGGCGAUGUCAUUGCCAACAACUACAGUUUCUAUCAGGUCAUCACGGCUAGCGAUUCGGCGCCGCGUGCAUUGAAGGAUUUGAGGAAUAGGUGCUUGAAUCCGGGUAAAUAUGCACAGCAUUUGGAGCACUGGCUGGCUUACUAUCCAGCCCAGCAGCUGCAUAUCAUCGAUGGCGACCAAUUGCGGCUGAAUCCCAUCGAUGUGAUGAACGAGCUGCAGCGCUUCCUGAAAAUCCAACCACUGCUCGACUAUUCGAAUCACCUUCGCUACGAUGUGAAGAAGGGCUUCUACUGUCAGGCUGUCAGCGAGAAGCGCAAUAAAUGCCUCGGCAAGUCCAAGGGGCGACAAUAUCCUCAAAUGGAUGAGCGCAGUGCCAAGCUGUUGCAGCGAUAUUAUAUGAAUCACAAUACGGCGCUGGUGAAGCUGCUGAAGAAGCUCGGCUCGCGUCCAAUACCGCAAUGGCUCAAGGAUGAUUUGUCAACGGGCACGUGAUAGCAGCUGUUUGGGGGCGUAGCCAUUGGAAUUGGCAUUGGGAUUGGCAUCGGCAACAGCAAAUAUCGCAAAUUACGUGCGAAACUCAGGAAACAAAUGUAUUGCCUGCAAUUGGCGGCGACAGCAGCAGCGACGUUGACAGCGACAGCGACAACAACAGCACCUCAAACUAUGCCAAGCAGUAAAGCAAGCAGUGCAACUGGCAGCAGCAGCAGCAGC